AUGUCUCACUUCAAGUAUCUCCCUCUUCCCACCUUCGACGACGAGUUCGCGCAGGAAGUUGAAGUCGACGAGCAAGAAAACAGCCCCAUCGACCGAGAUAUCAGAAUCGAGUUCGUCCAGAAUCCGCCCCAAGUUCAGGCCAAUGUUCCAAGUAACGAGGGCGAGGCCCCAGCGACAGUCGUGUAUAUCACCCACCCGGAUCCUGGACUCCGGGAAUUCAUAACCCAUUUGGUUUCGACCUACAAGUAUAUUCAACCGCCACCCUACCACAACGCCGAGAUGGACGAGCUCGUACGCUUUGGGACCGAGGGCGAUUUUAUGGUCGAUGGAGAGAGUAGGGACGAGAUAGAUCGGUCGUGCGCAGCCCUAACUCGUGUGCAUUGGCCGUUGUGGUGCUUCAUGCUGGUGGUGUGGCAACGUGGUCUGAGGCAAACAAAGGCGCCGAUCAAGUCGACCAAGCUCGCACUAUACCCGUUGACCACAUGGGUAAUGAUAGGGAUUGACGAUCAGUGUCGAGCUGGAGUAACUGCAGCGCGACGGUACAUAUAUGAGUUCGACUGGUGCGACAAGGGACGAUAA
This is a messenger RNA of Pleurotus ostreatus (oyster mushroom), 579 nucleotides long. RefSeq lists its product as uncharacterized. Lineage: Eukaryota; Fungi; Basidiomycota; Agaricomycetes; Agaricales; Pleurotaceae. Bases 1 to 579 code for a protein of 192 amino acids. The transcript is spliced from 5 exons. The record is from RefSeq and is a predicted model, not a curated record.